AUGGUCUCCAAGCGUCUGAUUGUUAAACUUCAACCUGUUAGAAUGGAGGCUGGUUGUGAGGGCGAAUCACAGCGUCUUCAGAUCCUCCAGUGGAAUGUUGGAGGAAUGUCACCGGACAAAAAGAUCCAAAUCCAGAAAAUCCUACAAACCUAUGAUGUAGACAUUUUCAAAAUUAUGGAAACAAACAUUUCGGAUGACAAAGUGAAGUCUCUUGGCAAAGACGGUAUUAAACCGCAAUUUCUAAUUAGAAUGGGACUCAAAGCCAAGGAAACCAUGCUGAUGCUUUUCCAAAAAAUCUGGGAGACCAGUCUUGUACCUAACCAAUGGAAGUUGCCAUAG
Molecule: messenger RNA, 339 nt
Organism: Rodentolepis nana
Lineage: Eukaryota; Metazoa; Platyhelminthes; Cestoda; Cyclophyllidea; Hymenolepididae
Source: the annotation of a GenBank genome assembly